CUCUUCAGUCUGGGGGAAAAAAAAAAAGAAAAAAAGAAUCAUAUGUUAUCGUGGCAUUAGUUUAGUUUAUUCUUAAAAAAUAUAUAUGGGACUCCAAAAUCUAGUUCCUAAGAGAAGAGGGAUAAAAGACCAAUGGAGGCCAAAAAAAAAAAAAAGGGAACGUUCUGCUGGCAAAGCUCUAAAGCUGCUUUCAGGAUUAUGCUGUCUGCCCCAUCCAAAUCCAAAGGAAUUUGAAAGGUAUGUGAGAAAGGAAGAUGCGCACUUUAUUUGUGCAGAUGAACAAGCAAUAGGUGUGGCAGAUGGUUAUGGGGAUUGGAAAGGUCCAGAUGUUUCGUGGUGGUAUUCCUGGGAACUCAUGUCAAAUUCAGCAAUUGCAAUUCGGGAUGAACCUAAAGGUUCAAUUGACCCAUUAAGGGUCCUGGAGAAAGCUCACUCUAACACAAAAGCAGGAGGUUUAUCAAGUAUCAACAGUAUGUAUCGUAGCACUUACUGACCAGGUCUUUACAGUUCCUGUUGCUCCUGGAGAUGUUAUAAUUGCCGGCACAAAAGGAUUGUUUGACACCUCUAGUGACUGCUCAAAAGACAGCAGCAUUGGCACAACAACUAGCAAAGAAUGAAGUCGGACAGACACC
Rubroshorea leprosula is the source of this 632-nucleotide messenger RNA. NCBI's taxonomy places the organism in Eukaryota, Viridiplantae, Streptophyta, Magnoliopsida, Malvales, Dipterocarpaceae. The record is from the annotation of a GenBank genome assembly.